Molecule: messenger RNA, 1944 nt
Organism: Onychostoma macrolepis
Lineage: Eukaryota; Metazoa; Chordata; Actinopteri; Cypriniformes; Cyprinidae
Product: polymeric immunoglobulin receptor-like
Exons: 6
Coding region: 808-1521 (237 amino acids)
Source: RefSeq, a predicted model, not a curated record
GCAGAAUCACAUUGUAAAAUCAGUUACCUAAAUAACAAUUUGUUUGUAUCGGGCUAUAAGACUGUAUUGAACAAACAUUGCUGGUCACACAGAGACCGCUGUAUUUCCUCCACACCCCAGACAUCAGUGAAGGGUUAAUAACAGCUAAGUCACAGGGGAAGUUCACUAAAGUGGUAACAUGACCUUGUGCCACUAGAAAAUGAAACUGCAUAUAUUUAUUUCUAUUGAAAUAUACAAAAGCAUUGCUUAUACAAUCUGAAGUAUUUUUUUAUUCCCACAAUAUCUGCAAUAACUGUAUAAACUAUGGACUGUCACACAGAUUAUGUGGAUGCUAUCAUUUAUAAAUGAUGUAAAUGUGACAUCAUGAAUUAAACCUAAUGAUUGUGUCUCAGUCGCAUCAGAGAGGAUGCCACCUAAACCAACAACAUCAUCAUAUUACACCAGCAAACCAGCAGCAACAAAUACUGCAUCCAACAGACCCAUCACAUCUUCAUCAUCAGUGAUAAUGUUUUUCUCAAAGACUGCGGAUGCAGCGUCGCCGAAACCACAACCUGGUUUCACAUCAAUCAUUAUGCUGUCAGUUAUGGGGAUAUUGAUGGUGUUUGGAUUCCUAGUGUUUAUUUUCUUCAGAUGCACACAAAAGAAAGAAGUGUCAGCGACUAUAGAGGGAGAUAGAGGGAGCUCCUGCUACAGACACUGUAGGCCUAUUUCAUAGAGAGGAGGAGCGAGCGAGAGAGAGAGACACAGAGAGAGAGAGCUUGAGCUCUUUAUUAAUAGAGACCCCCAGCUCCACACAGAUAAAGCAAAAUGAUCCAGAUCUGUGACGAUAAACUCCUCAUCUUUAACCUGCUGCUCCUCAUGUCAGUCUUGGCAUGUGAGACGAGUGAGAUCUUGACUUUCACUGCACAUGAAAGAGGGAAAGUUGAGAUACGGUGUCCAUAUGAGUCUAGAUAUGAAGAAAAGAAGAAGUAUCUCUGCAGAGGAGAAUGUCUAAGAGUGCUUAAAGAUAAAGUUGUUGAAUCUGAAUCAGCAGCUAAAGACGAGAGAUUCUCUCUGAAUGACAACAAAUCAGCUCAGAUCUUCACCGUCACCAUCACUGAUCUGAGAACAGAGGAUCGAGGCAAAUACUGGUGUGGAAUAGAGACAGGGCGGGGAAAUUUAGAUGACUUUACACAGAUUCAUCUGGAAAUUAAACAGGUGUCCCGAGUGUCUGGUGUGACUGGAGAGCAUCUGAAUAUUAUAUGUCAUUAUGAAAGUGAACUGAAGAAUGAUGUCAAAUUCAUCUGUAAAGAAAGCAGCACGUCUCUCUGUGAGAAAUCAGCUAUCAAAGUUUCAUCAGAGAACAACAGAAAUGGACGAUUCUCUCUGAGAGAUGAUGCAUCUGCAGGAGUUUUCACUGUGAACAUCACUGAUCUGACAGAAGAGGAUUCUGGGAUAUACUGGUGUGGAGCUGUACAGAGAAGACAACAGCACAAGAACAAGUGGAUUUCAGUCAUUGAUCUGAACAUUUCUGCUGUAUAGAAGUAGUGAAGAUGCUGAACACACAUCACUGAUCACACGAGAGCUGCUGAGUUUCCUCCACACCCUCGACAUCAGUGAAGCGUCAAUAACAGCUGUGUCAGGGGGAAGUACAAGUGUCACAUGACCUUUUGCCACUGACCAUAGAAAUGAAACUCUGUAUAUUUAUUCUGAAAUGCAUGCUCAGUAUAUAAAAAGCAUCUUAAAUAGUUUCUGUUGUCAUCAUAUCUAGAAAUAGCUGCAUGGGCUGUCAUGCAUUAAACCCAAUGAUUAUUUGUGUCAGUUACAUCAGAGAUGAUGCCAUCUAAACCAACAACAACAACAGCUUCAUUCCACACCAGAAAACCAGUGACAGCAGAUACUGCAUCUGACAAAACCAACACAUCUUCAUCAUCAUUACCACCACCAUCAUCAGCAUCAUCAGUG